AUGCCCAGCAUUGCGCGCAAGGUUACCAUCACAGCUAGGAAAGAUGGGCUGGUUUUACAGCCAUUACCUUCCAAGGGCCAAAGGCAAACACCGCCAGUUAGGAUUUCAUACAAGAAUUCUGCCGUGGGACCUGUCCUGUCCAGUGCCAACCACGAUGGCAAUGGCGACCGGAAAAGUUUCGAGGCCUUUGGCAUAGUCGGCCUCCUCACAGUCGCCCAAACCUCCUACCUUAUCUCCAUAACGCGUCGCGAACAAGUGGCUCAACUGCACAACCACCCCAUCUACGUCGUGACAGAUGUUGCACUCACGCCUCUUGCCUUACAGAAAGACGCCGAAGCUUCUGUGGUGAGCACACACGCGUCGUUGUCAAGGAAUGCGACAUCUAAGCAAGAAGACGAAGGCGACAACAGCGAUGACGAGGCGGUCCUUUCGGGCCUCGGCAGCGACGACGUCGAGGAUGAGGAGAUCUCCACCAUAACUCCCCCGCCGGAAACGAGGUUACAUAAACGCUCCACAAGCGUGGUGAACGAUGUGUUUGCGAAGAAAGGCGGCUACGGCCGGUUUGCGCGAAAUUGGUUCAACAGGAACGGGUGGGCGCCGGACAGGAAGAUGGCGGGAGUUGGGUUGAGCAGUGCUGGUGUGGAUGCGGAGAGUGAUACUCAGACAUCUACUACGCCAACAACGCCCAUGGUAUCCGCAGCAGACAAUGCAGGGGAGGCAAAAGCGACAGAGGGUGGAGAGGAGAGUGGGCUUAAGGAUGAGCAUGUGGCGGCUCUGUUGCCUAAGCUGCUGAGGACGACGAGUUUGUUGUUUGGAUCGUCGAGGAGCUUUUACUUUGCUUAUGAUUAUGAUAUCACAAGGAGCGUCAGCAGUUCAAGGUCAGAGAAUGGGUCAGAUCUACCCCUUUAUGAGGAGGUUGACCCGUUAUUCUUCUGGAAUCGCAAUGUCAUACGGCCAUUCAUCGAUGCAGGACAACAUUCUCUCGUCCUACCGCUGAUGCAGGGAUUUGUGGGACAGCGGUCUUUCUCGAUUGAAAGAUACCCCGUUGCAAAACUGCCAGAGGCGGGUGGAGAAAUCCUAGAGCUGAGAGAUAUGCAUCCAAACGAAGAGAGGACUGCCCGCCCAACAUCAGACUGCCCAACCACGCCAAAAUACGUGGAAAGCGACUGUGAUGAUACCCCUGACGACAAGAAUUCGUCAGAUUUGUCGCCAAUAUCGGGUCACGAUCCUCGAGCUUUAGUCUUCGAACCUACAAGCACGUAUCUCCUGACACUCAUAUCAAGGCGGUCUGUUAAACGCGCAGGGUUGCGCUAUCUCCGCCGCGGAAUCGACGAGGAUGGCCACUGCGCCAACAGUGUCGAAACCGAACAGAUCCUCUCGACGCCUACAUGGACCACAUCGCCCAUAUAUUCAUUCGUGCAAAUCCGCGCCAGUAUCCCAGUCUUCUUCUCUCAAUCGCCAUACUCGUUCAAGCCCGUGCCUCAGAUGCAGAACUCUGAGGCUACAAACUUCGAGGCUUUCAAGAAGCACUUUGAGAUUUUGACAGAGAGAUAUGGCGACGUGACGAUUACGAACUUGGUAGAGAAACAUGAUAAUGAAGGUAUCGUUGGAGAUGCGUACGAGAAAUACUGGAAACGACUUAAUGAUGAAGGCGGAGUAAACGGCCAGAAGCCCCUAUUUGAGUGGUUCGAUUUUCACUCUGUAUGUCGGGGCAUGAAGUUUGAGAAUGUGUCGCUCCUCCUCGAUUCACUCUCUCCUUCCUUGGAAAAGUUUGGCUAUACCAUUUCUCGCGACGGGGACGCGAAGACUAGGCAGAGCGGUGUUCUGAGAACAAAUUGUAUGGAUUGUCUUGAUCGUACGAAUAUAGUGCAAAGCGCCGUUGCGCGACAAGUACUGGAGCAACAACUUAAAGUGGAAGGCUUCGAUAUGAGCGCUCAGCUGGAUCAGACAACGCAGUGGUUCAACGUGCUGUGGGCAGACAAUGGCGAUGCUGUGAGUAAGCAGUAUGCAAGCACAGCUGCGAUGAAGGGGGACUACACUCGGACCCGGAAGAGGGACUACAGAGGGGCUCUGACUGACAUGGGCCUCUCCAUCUCACGAUUUUACAGCGGAAUCGUGAACGACUAUUUCUCCCAAGCCACAAUCGAUUUCCUAGUCGGCAGCGUCUCUGCCUUGAUCUUCGAAGACUUUGGCACAAACCUCAUGACCGCCGACCCGUCUGUCUCCCUCUCCCGCACCCGCCAGCGCGGCAUUGAGACCUCCCACAGACUCGUCGUAGAGGACGCCUCGGAGGAGCUCCUCGGCGGCUGGGCCUUCCUUACGCCACACGAGGCGAACUCAGUCAAAGGGCACAUGGAAGAGAGCGUACUCCUCCUCACUGACGCAGCUCUUUAUGCCUGCCGCUUCGACUGGAAUAUGGAGAAAGUAGAGAGCUUUGAGCGAAUGGACUUGAGACAUGUGACUGGAGUCAAGUGGGGGCCGUAUAUCACUGCCACACUGACGAGGGCGCAGUGUGAUGAGAAGAGGAAUGUGGGGAUGCUGGUGAAGUAUCGUGCGGGUGCUGAUGAUAUCACCCGCGUUAAUACACGGUCGUUAUCUACAGUGGCUUCUAGGGAAAUGCUAGAUGGCGUGGCUGCAGCUGAGGCUGCGCCGGAUAAAGAGAAUCCGGCCGGGGAGAGAGGGAGAAAAUCAGGCGAGGAGCGGAUCAUUGCGCUCAAAGCUCUUCAGGCGCGGACAGCCGCUGUUGGAGACGGAGGGGCGUUAGCGGCGCCUGUGAGCGAGGAGGAGUUGAUCCGUAAUGUGGCGGAAGAGAUCGGACGGGUGGUUGGGAUUGAGGGGCGGGUGGAGAAGGGGGAUAUAGUGGGUGUUGGAGAAGCAAGGAGGGCAACCGGAUUACUGGAUUUAAUAGGGUGGAGGGUUAAGAGGUUGGUUUGGGCGUAA
Molecule: messenger RNA, 2940 nt
Organism: Pseudogymnoascus destructans
Lineage: Eukaryota; Fungi; Ascomycota; Leotiomycetes; Thelebolales; Thelebolaceae
Exons: 3
Coding region: 1-2940 (979 amino acids)
Biological process (GO): phosphatidylinositol dephosphorylation
Cellular component (GO): endoplasmic reticulum
Molecular function (GO): phosphatidylinositol-4-phosphate phosphatase activity
Source: RefSeq, a predicted model, not a curated record